UUUAAAAAAUGUUGCACUGGAUGCCUUUUGUCCCAAUAUCGAGCUGCUUGCGUCAUCAAAGCCCCAACGAAUAAUUAUCAUUUUUAUCAUUGUUCAUCAGCACACUUACGCAAAUGUACUCCACGGACAGGGGGGGGGGGGGGACAAUUAGCCGGUCGUUCCCCUAGUCCUGUGUCCAACUGGUGGCAAACCUUUUUAAGUACACAUCAAGAAUUGGUCUCUCCAAUUCUAUUUUCGGAAUUUACCCUCUUGCAAGAUAUGACUCCGUUUCUGGGUGAAAAUGCUUCUCUCCAAUUACAGGCAGUUGUGACAUCAGAGAAUGUGACCAAAUAUUCUAACGACGUUGCUGAAGCGACCGCGAAUGUCUCCGAUAUCAACGCGGAAGGUCUCCGAGCCAUCUCCGAUGCUCUGGAGAAAGUCGUCAACGCCGGGAACUCAUCGACAGAGGUCACCAACAACACCUUCCGGAUCGUCGACAAUGCUCUCGGUGCUCCCGACGAGGAGUUUGUUAACGCCGUCGAGUUCCAAACCUCGAGGAGGAUUCUCGAUUUAUUGGAGCAACAGGUCACCCUCUUCCAGACCCAAGGCGACGGCAACAACCUCACCAUCGUCGGAAGGAGCGUAGCUGUAGUGGCCCUCCAGAUCCCAAAGGCCAGUCUGUUGGAGGGUUUCGGGUUCGCUACCCUGGCAUCGCCGGGCGGUGAAGAGAAAAGCAACGUGCUCAACGAGCUGAAUGAAAAUAAAACGAUGGUUUACUUCUAUCCGGACAACAUCCCGAUGACAACAAUCGAUGCAACCAUUGUUUUGCCACCAGACAUUCUUGGACUUUUGCCUCCAUAUUUAUUAGAAAAUGGAACUGUUCCAGUGACUUUCUUCAUAUUCCAGACCAGUAAGCUCUUCUUAAGUCCAGACCAAGAAUACGAUCUCGGCUGUGGUCGUCGACUAGCGGUCGGCACCCGGGUAAUAUCAGCGACCGUGGAGGGUGCGGUCAUUGAAGGUUUGCCGCAGGGUGGUGAAGUGGAGACAGCCUUCCUUGAACUGGAUGUGACUCGAGACAGUGAGGCGGUGGAUAACAGGACGUGUGUGUUCUGGGAUAAGUUUGAUCAAGGAGGUCGAUGGUCGUCAGAAGGAUGUCGACGAGAAGACAACCCCGACAUCAAUAGGAUACGAUGUCUUUGUGAUCACCUGACAAGCUUUGCCGUUUUAUUGGAUGUAUCAGGAGAUGUGGGCCUCUACGUUUUAGAUGUGGUAGGUAUGAUCGGCUGUAUCAUCUCCAUCAUAUGCCUAGUGAUUACACUUGUUACCUAUCUGAGCAUGAAAAAACUACGCUCGAAGCAACCUCAGCGGAUCCUGAUUAACCUUUGCUUCGCGCUUCUCGGGCUCUAUCUCGUGUUCGUCAUCGGUAUCGACCGCCGUUACACGACCGCGGGUUGCGUGGUGGUCGGUUUUCUCAUCCAUUUCUUUCUGCUGUCGUCGAUGUCGUGGAUGUUGGUGGAAGCUAUCAAUAUGUACCUCCUCUUCGUCAAGGUCCUAGCCGCCACCGUGUCUCAUUUUAUGCUUAAGGCCGCGCUUUUUGCUUAUGGUUUGCCUCUUCUCGUGUGUGUCGUAACAGUAGCAUUUGAUAGCUCCCUCUACUUGGGAGACGGGACUUAUUGCUUUGUCAAGCCGGGUCCAGCCCUGUAUUACGGCGUCUUACUCAUCGUCGCUCUCUUACUUGCCGCCAACUUCACCAUCUUUAGUAUCGUCAUGCAACGCUUGUCAUGCCGCAAAUCCGUCGCUGACAACAAGACCAACCAAGCCAGUCGCGGUGAGAUGUGGCGACGGGUCCAGAACGCCGUCGCCAUCUCUGUCUUGCUCGGUCUGACAUGGUUGUUCGGUUUCCUCGCCAUUGGUGGUGCACGUGUUGUCUUCAACAUCCUCUUUCUCGUCUUAAACUCCCUCCAGGGGUUCCUCGUCUUCCUCAUGUUCUGCGUCCGGCAGAAGGAGGUCCGUGAGCAGUGGGUGCGAUGGAUGCACUGCGGUCAGCGUCGCAGCGACGAUUUCGUCAGGGCAAAGUACAAAAAAACUGGGUCGCAGGAUGGUCGCACGUCCUUGGCGACUUCGAGCAGGCAAGAUAUCCAACUGUCAAGUAGAGGGACAGUCAGCACCGAUGCCACAUUGUGACUUCCAGGAAAGUAAUACAUUUGACAUGAAUAGAUUGUUAGACCAGCUGACCAGUGAAAAACACGAGAAUAAAAUGGGAUUGAUAGUAUUUUUUAGUAAUAUCCUUAUAUGAGCUUUUUAAAUUCUAUAAUCAUAUCAUUAGUGAUUAAUGUUAUUUAAUCAUACAAUGUUGUUUAUCGAAAGCGAAAAAUUAUGUAUAGUUAAAAAACGUAAUUCUCAUUUAAUUCUAUAUUUUUGUUAGGUCUAUGAUUCAGCCAAAAGAUUAAAAUUAAUCUAAAGGCUUACAUGAACGUUAACAAACAUGAAUCUUACCAGAAACUUAACCGCUAUCAAUUUCAUUUAUUUAGUUGCUUCAACGAUUGAAAUGUUGUAUUGUGCAUAGAGAAUAAUAAGAUUUAUGAAAAAAUAUAUCCUGCUCCAGCGCUUACCAAGAAAACAAAGCAAGUUACAUCAGCGAUUGUUUGCUGGUUUCAGUGCAGUUUAAAGAAUUGUCAAAGCUAAUUACCGUGUUUUAGCUAACUUUGAAUCGUUGAGUGUCUAUAUAGGACACUAUAUGACGUGUAUUGUGCUGCGCUGAUAUUGAUGAGCUAAUACAUUUACGCUUGCAGUUUGUAGUUUGAAGUUUUUAAAUAUUUUUUAUACAGGCGGAUAAGAGUAGAUUUCACAUUUUAAAAAAUUAAAGAUUUCAAAUGAAGUAAAAUGUACGGAAAAUAGGUCGUACAAAGUUUUGAAAUAUACAGAUGUGACAGGCAAGGUAAAACAAUGUUAAAUGUGGGGAGCAUAAAUAAAAAGCAUAGCUUGUAUGCGAAUAGGCUCCCCUACUGAGUAUUAAAAAACACAAUAUAGUAGGUCGGAAUUUAAA
Strongylocentrotus purpuratus (purple sea urchin) is the source of this 3025-nucleotide messenger RNA. Its product is annotated as adhesion G-protein coupled receptor G2-like. Gene Ontology annotation, molecular function: G protein-coupled receptor activity. Gene Ontology annotation, cellular component: membrane. Gene Ontology annotation, biological process: cell surface receptor signaling pathway; G protein-coupled receptor signaling pathway. NCBI's taxonomy places the organism in Eukaryota, Metazoa, Echinodermata, Echinoidea, Camarodonta, Strongylocentrotidae. The transcript has 8 exons. The record is from RefSeq and is a predicted model, not a curated record. The coding region runs from base 259 to 2163 and encodes 634 amino acids.